Molecule: messenger RNA, 880 nt
Organism: Nomia melanderi (Alkali bee)
Lineage: Eukaryota; Metazoa; Arthropoda; Insecta; Hymenoptera; Halictidae
Product: protein THEM6
Source: RefSeq, a predicted model, not a curated record
GUACCGUUGGUUGAUUAAAAUAGAGGUUCGUCUCGCGAGGAACCGGUUGCGUCUUCCUGUAGUAAGGAGCGAGCCGGCUGUUUGGAAUUUCACCGUGGCCGCUCGCAGUCUUCCGUGAACUGUGGCACAGUGACGUCCGCGCGCCGGCAGCUCGCUCUAUUUCCCUGCGCCGUCUUGUCCUUAGAAAACAGCCUCAGAAAAAUGGUCUGCGCUUGUGCCCUGACGAUCUUGCUCAUCCUCUACAUACUGUUCGACGUCAACUACUUCCUCAGAUGUGCGUUCACGGUCCUCAGCGGUCGACUGCUCCGGAAAAAGAACAACAGCAUCUUCGACGUCACUACUACUUAUGGAAUAUGCAGCACUCAAGACGUCGAUCUCGUCCUGAAGCACAUGAACAACGCGCGUUACCUUCGUGAAUUAGACUUCGCGCGGUUCUAUUUCUGGGAUUCCGUUGGACUUUAUGGAGAAAUUAGCAAAAGAGGCGGGGGCGUGGUGCAAGGUGCGAUGUCGACCCGAUACAGGCGAGCCAUUCCUCUUCUAACGCCUUACAAGAUCACCACGAAGAUGAUUUAUUGGGACGAAAAGAAUCUGUACUUGGAGCACCAAUUCAUCAGUUUGACCGACGGUUUCAUCAGGGCAGUCGGUCUCAGCAAACAGACGACCUUUGGCCUCAAGGUCCCUCUGGGUGACGUUAUCAAGGAGCUGGAGCCGGAAGCUAAGUUGCCAGAGGUCACGAAAGAGCUGCAAUUGUGGAUGGAUUCCAUGGAGCAGUCCUCCCAGAAGUUGAAGAAACGUGACUGAAAAUGAUCUAGGAACUUUGUUAGUUCCCAGGAUAAUUCGGUGUAUUUAUAUUUCUAUUAAAAAGUAUUUGAUUCGAUGA